Lentinula edodes (shiitake mushroom) is the source of this 1518-nucleotide messenger RNA. RefSeq names its product major facilitator superfamily domain-containing protein. Gene Ontology annotation, cellular component: membrane. The transcript has 9 exons. The record is from RefSeq and is a predicted model, not a curated record. Bases 1 to 1518 code for a protein of 505 amino acids. Gene Ontology annotation, biological process: transmembrane transport. Lineage: Eukaryota; Fungi; Basidiomycota; Agaricomycetes; Agaricales; Omphalotaceae. Gene Ontology annotation, molecular function: transmembrane transporter activity.
AUGGAGCACGAACUCAAACCUCAACAGCCUGAGAAUAGUAUUGCAUCUAUUGCAGGAUGGCGCAAGUCAAUUCUACUAUUCAUCUUCUGCUUUGCUCAAUUUCUCGACGCGUUCAACAAUUCCGCCCUUUUCGCUGCUAUCCCGCCGAUAUCCGCUGCUAUUGGAAUCAGUGACAGCAACUCCGUGUGGUUGAUCAGCGCAUACCAGCUGACUUUUGCUGCUCUUCUACUGACGACCGGUCGGUUAAGCGACCUCUACAAUCCUAAAUGGGCCUUCAUUUUCGGAUUAUUGUUGAUGUCUUUUUCUUCCCUUGGAUGCGGAUUCGUGCGCUCCCAAGUGCCUUUGAUUAUCCUAAGAGCGAUAAUGGGGAUUGGAGCGGCUCUAAAUAUUCCGUCCGCAUUGGCCAUGAUUAUUGGUAUGUACCCAGACCCAACUGCUCAAGGAAAGGCACUCGGCGGCUUCGCAGCAUCUGCAACUAUCGGAAACGUCACUGGUCUCUUUAUCGGUGCAGCUCUAGCCGCAUUCGUGUCCUGGACAUGGAUAUUCUACCUCAUCACCAUUCUGAGUUUUGUUAUGGCUGCAGCUGUCCUUGUCAUCAUGCCACUCCAUAUCUCGUUUAUAGACGGCCUCAGUUUAUCCCAAGGCGAGAGAUUCAAGCGACUUGAUCUUGUUGGUGUUUCCACUUUGACAGUCUCGCUCGUGUUGCUCGUCUACUCUGUCACAACUGGUUCGAUAGAUGGCUGGGGAGAGGCCAAAGUUCUCGUACCCCUCAUACUCUUCUUCGUGCUGGUUGUCGCAUUUUUCCAGUGGGAAGGUCGCAUUCCGGAACAUAUCGCUGCCGUACCACCUAAGAUGUGGAGAUAUCAGAACUUCACAAUUUUGAUUAUUUUGUCCUUGCAGCCAUUCAUGUUUUGGGUCGCAACCCAACUUUUACUUUCUUGGUAUUGGCAAUUCAUCUUCGAUUGGUCAACGAUCGAUGUUGCUAUACAUUUCUUACCACUGGGAGUCAUCUCAUUCCCAAUGAUCGCGGUUGCAAUAGUUCUCCAAAAAAAUUUCUCCCUCAAAUGGGUUAUUCUAAUGGGCGAAAUUCUCGUCAUUGCGGGAACUUUAUUGCUUCCGUUUGCUGAUUCGAAACCACAUUACUGGAGGUACGCCUUCCCUGGCUUUGUCCUUGGCUCAGCAGGAACGACGGUCGUGUACGCCACCACAAACAUCGCGUUGUUCGCUGUUACUCCACCUGAAGUCGCUGGUAUCGUUGGAGCCAUUUUCAAUUGCGCCCUUCAACUGGGUGCGGCAGCAGGGUCGGCGAUUAUCACUUCCAUCCAAACAUCGACCGAGAAAAAUCAUGGCGGAACAAGUUCAUUCGAAGGUCGUGCGGCUGGCUUCUGGUUUAUGUUUACUUUCACAGCCUUAGAGGCUAUUGGGGUUGCAAUUUUCAUGAAGAACACCGUGCCUGCGCUCAAAGCCCAAAAUCAAGGUGGAGGUGAUCAGAAGGAGCAACAGACUGAGAGUGCUUGA